AUGGGUGAGAGGGAAAAAGGUAAGAAGAUCUUUAUGCAGAGGUGUGCACAGUGUCACACUGUUGAAUUAAACGGCAAGCACAAAACUGGACCCAAUCUAAAUGGCCUCUUCGGCCGCCAAACUGGUCAGGCUUCUGGCUAUAUUUACACUUAUGCCAACAAGGCCAAGAGUAUCACGUGGGACAAAGAUAAUCUGGAUAUCUACUUGACCAACCCCAAGAAAUUUAUUCCAGGCACAAAGAUGGUGUUCGUUGGUCUUAAGAAGAAGAAUGAGCGUGCAGACUUGAUUGCUUACCUGGAAACCUCCACCAAGUAGAGCAAGCAUUAAUAUUUUUGUGGUCUCACCACUUUAAAUCAAUAAAUCAUCCUGCUAUCAAAAUUUACUAAAAAAAAAAAAAAAAAAAAAAAAAAAAAAAAAAAAAAAAAAAAAAAAAAAAAAAAAAAAAAAAAAAAGGCCAGUAAAAAUUACAAAACGUUGCUCAAAGAGUGGAGGAGACAGCUGGUUGCCCGGAGUAGAUGGAAGCAGUAUCAGCUGAAUUAUAUAAAAAUCAAGUAGUCGCAGGCUACUCUCACAUUUUACAUCCACUGACGGCCAACCAACACACGC
Molecule: messenger RNA, 606 nt
Organism: Procambarus clarkii (red swamp crayfish)
Lineage: Eukaryota; Metazoa; Arthropoda; Malacostraca; Decapoda; Cambaridae
Source: RefSeq, a predicted model, not a curated record